AUGAAGGAGACGACACCACGCAAGAAAAUCAUUGUCGCCAUCACAGGCGCGACAGGCGCCCAAAUUGGCAUUCACAUACUCCAAACCCUACGCCGCCUCAACGUCGAAACGCACAUAAUCAUCAGCAAAUGGGCCGCCGAAACGAUAAAAUGGGAAACGGACUACACCCCGGCCGCGGUCAAGGCCCUUGCAGACCACUCCUACAGUUCCCAUGACCUCGCCGCGCCGAUUGCGAGCGGGUCCUACCGCGUGGAUGGCAUGAUCAUCGCGCCUUGCUCCGUCAAGACGCUGGCGGCGAUAAAUGCGGGCAUAUGUGAUGAUUUGGUGACGAGGGCAGCGGAUGUGUGUUUGAAGGAGAGAAAAAGGCUAGUUUUAUCCGUACGGGAGACUCCGUUCAGCGAGAUUCACUUGAGGAAUAUGAUGGAGGUGACGAGAGCGGGGGCCAUUAUUGCGCCGCCGGUGGUCGGGUUUUAUACGAGACCGUCGUCUAUUAAUGAUAUUCUCGAUCAGAUGGUGGGGAGGUUGCUUGAUCUGUUUGACUUGGAUGCGAGGAAUUUUGAGAGAUGGGAUGGCAUGCAGAAGAGUACCACGUGUAGUAAAUGA
Messenger RNA from Diaporthe amygdali, 603 nucleotides. RefSeq names its product 3-octaprenyl-4-hydroxybenzoate carboxy-lyase UbiX. The record is from RefSeq and is a predicted model, not a curated record. Gene Ontology annotation, molecular function: carboxy-lyase activity. Lineage: Eukaryota; Fungi; Ascomycota; Sordariomycetes; Diaporthales; Diaporthaceae. The transcript has a single exon. The coding region runs from base 1 to 603 and encodes 200 amino acids.